Messenger RNA from Symbiodinium natans, 1590 nucleotides. The record is from the annotation of a GenBank genome assembly. NCBI's taxonomy places the organism in Eukaryota, Dinophyceae, Suessiales, Symbiodiniaceae.
AUGAUGGCUCUGGCGCAGGUGGAUGUCGCCAUCAUUGGCGCAGGCCCAGCAGGAACGUUGCUGGGCUACUUGCUGGCGGAGCAGUACGAUAAGAAGGUCACUCUCAUCGACCCGAUGGCCGACAAGAAAUGGCCGAACAACUAUGGUGUGUGGCAGGCCGAAUGGGAUGCCCUGGCCAAGAAGUUAGGGCUGGAGCUCGAGGCCUGUUUGGGAAGCAAGUGGGCAGUGACGGACUGCUUCUUCGGAGGCAGCUGGGAGUUGCCGGAUGAGAACCGGCUUCGGUUGGACCGCCCCUAUGCCCGGGUCGACAGGGACAAGCUGAAGGCACUCCUGAGAAGCAGUUCGAAGCUCCAGGUGCUGGAAGCGGAGGUGGAGUGCCAGGCUGUGGCUAACAACAUCUUCGACAGCCCUGCCAUACGACACACUGCAGACGGCUCCGUCCUUCUCCUGUCAGAUGGCUCGGCAGUGCGGUCAAGGCUGGUCGUCGACACGACCGGUUUCGAGUCCCGCCUGACACGUCGCCUCUCAGCACCGGGCCAGCCGCCAUCUCCUGCGCCGGGCUACCAGAUUGCCUAUGGCUGCGAGGUUGUGGUGGACGGGUCUUUCCACUACGCGCCAGAGGCGAUGACGCUGUUCGACUACCGAACGGACCACCUUAGCUUUGAGCCGGAGUGGGAAAAAAGGGCAGAGAAGGAGCCAACCUUCAUGUACGUUAUGCCCCUUGGCCCUGUGGAGGGCGAGCCGGACGCCCAAAGGGUGUUCUUUGAAGAAACCUCCCUCGUUGCCCGCCCUGCAGUGAGUUUCGAGGAGUGCAAACGGCGGUGCUUCCAGAGACUCAAGUAUCUAGGCAUCUCCUACAGGGAAGAGACCAUUGCAGACGAGGAAUUCUGCUACAUACCCAUGGGUGGUCCGUUGCCCGAGCCUGGGCAGCGCAUUGUCGCAUUUGGAGCAGCCGCAGCCAUGGUCCAUCCCUCCACAGGCUACCAGCUCUGCCGGAUGAUGUCUGCAUCAAAGGAUGUGGCAGCUGCAAUUGCGGGAGAGCUCGACAAAGGCUCCCAGCCGGAUGCUGUGGCUGCCGCGGCCUAUGAGGCCAUUUGGAGCCAGCAGAACCAGGCUCAAAGAGAGUUUGCGGUCUUCGGCGGCGAGUUCCUGAUGGAGCUCGACGUGGCUGGCCUCCGCGGAUGGUUUCAGGGCUUCUUCAACUUGCCGGAGGAACUCUGGGCUGGCUUUCUGGCGGGCUGGCCCUCGCUGCCGGGCAACGAGAACCACGAGUCUUGGCUGCCCAGGCUGCUGUUUGGUCUCCAGCUUGUCACGAAAAUCCCCUUGCCAGUGGCGUUGAAAUUGAUCGGCGGCAUUGCCCGGUUCUCGCUGACGUAUGGUACAUCAUUGCUUCGCUCUGUCACACCAUUGUUCGGCUCUCCUCCGAGCUAUGCGUGGACACCACCUGUGCCGAAAGAAGAGGUUGGCGACGUGGCCGCCAAAUGGGAAGCCAUGCGAAUGAUAAAGGAGGCUCGGGCCGUGAAAGAGCCCGAAACGGUGAGCCCGGUGAGCCGUGAGCCAGAGUUGGCCAAAAGUGGCCCCAAAGCCUGA